Molecule: messenger RNA, 3597 nt
Organism: Solanum stenotomum
Lineage: Eukaryota; Viridiplantae; Streptophyta; Magnoliopsida; Solanales; Solanaceae
Product: receptor kinase-like protein Xa21
Exons: 4
Coding region: 1-3597 (1198 amino acids)
Biological process (GO): protein phosphorylation
Molecular function (GO): protein kinase activity; protein binding; ATP binding
Source: RefSeq, a predicted model, not a curated record
AUGGAGAAAGCACUCUCCUCGUUUCUCUUAACAUUACUCUUGUUGCUUCAAUAUGUUAUGGCUACUUUAGCCAUGACUCAUACAAACAUUACCACGGAUCAAUUAGCUCUUCUCUCUAUGAAAUCACAAUUUAUUUCAAAUAUCUUGGAUGAAAGGUGGUCUCCUGCUACUUCUAUUUGCCAUUGGAUAGGAGUCACUUGUGAAUCUCGUCACGAGCGAGUGAAGUCCUUGAAUCUUUCCAACAUGGAUCUUACCGGCAAGAUUCCGAAAGAUUUUGGAAACCUCACAUUUCUUGUUUCUCUUGACUUGAGUGGCAACAAUUUGCAUGGAAAUUUGCCUCAUGAAAUGGCAAGCUUGAGUCGGCUUAUGUUUCUUGAUUUGAGUUUGAACAACUUCAUAGGGGAGAUUCCUUCUUGGUUUGGAUUCUUACAGAAACUUGAAGUUGUAAAUCUUGGUAAUAAUAGCUUCAGUGGUACCAUUCCCACUACAGUUUCUAAUAUUUCUAAGCUAGAAACUUUGGUUUUGACAUCCAAUUUCUUAGAGGGUCAAAUUCCAGAAGAAAUUGGAAAUCUUAAAAACCUGAGGACUUUAGACUUGAGUGGAAACAAGCUCGUAUACUCUAUUCCUCCGUCACUCUUGAAUGCCUCAAGGUUGGAGACUUUAGACAUAUCUGCCAAUUUACUUGAAGGAAACAUCCCGGAAGAGAUUGGCAAUCUUCACAACCUGAAAUACUUGUCCAUGGAAGAUAAUCAACUUACGGGUUCUAUACCAUUCACAACUUUCAAUAUUUCUAGAAUCGAAGCCAUUGGAUUUUCAUACAAUAGCUUAUCAGGAAAUCUUCCCAAUGACAUAUGCAAUGAUCUCCCAAUACUCAAAGGGCUUUUUCUUUCUGGAAACAAGCUUGAUGGUCAUAUGCCUGCAAGCUUGUCCAAUUGUUCACAACUUCACAUGUUGUCUUUAUCAUAUAAUCAGUUUGAUGGACGAAUACAUAGUGAAAUUGGAAGAUUGAGUAACUUGCAGAGAUUGUAUCUCGGAUCCAACCAUUUCAAAGGGAUAAUUCCACAAGAAAUCGGAAAUCUUGUUAAUUUGGUGAAAUUAGGCGUGGAGAGAAACCAGAUUACCGGCUCUAUCCCGAUCACCAUAUUCAAUAUCUCAUCAUUGCAAUUUGUUUCACUAGGGACGAACAAUCUCAAGGGAUCCUUCCCACGGGAGAUUGGUAACUUAACCAAGUUGCAAUUUUUAUAUCUUCUUGAAAAUAGGCUUACUGGUGAAAUACCAAGAGAGAUAAGAAAUCUCGUUGAGCUGGAGGAACUUAGUCUUGAGUUGAAUUGUUUUAGUGGUUCACUUCCAAUGGAGAUUUUCAACAUAUCACGACUGACAACAAUUGGUCUUUCAGGCAAUAAUCUAUCAGGAACUCUACCACCAAACAUAGGUUCUAUCUUACCCAACAUCAAACAACUUGUAUUGGGUGGCUUAACCAAUCUUGUUGGGACUAUUCCUCAUUCUAUCUCCAAUUGUUCAAAGCUUACUAGACUAGAUCUUUCAAAUAACAAACUCACAGGCUUGAUUCCCAAUUCUCUUGGAUAUUUGACUCAUCUACAGAUCCUACACUUGGGGCUAAACAAUUUAACCAGUGAUUCAUUUUUUAGCUUCAUCACUUCCUUAACCAAUUGUAGAAAUUUAACAUAUCUUAUUCUAUCUUACAACCCUCUAAACGACAUACUUCCUAUAUCGGCUGGGAAUCUUUCCACAUCUCUUACAUUGUUUUACGCACAUAAUUGCAAGAUCAAAGGCAAAAUUCCAAAUGAAGUUGGGAACUUAAAAGGCUUAUUAGACCUUGGUCUUUCUGGAAACAACUUAGUUGGAUCGAUUCCCACAUCGAUUGGAAACUUGAGAAACAUUCAGCGCUUCAACUUGAGAAACAACUAUCUUACAGGAUUUAUUGGAGAUAACAUUUGUAAAUUGCAGCAUUUGGGGGAAAUUUACUUGGGACAAAAUCAACUUUCAGGAUCUUUUCCUAAUUGUUUAGGGAACAUCACUUCCCUUAGAGAGAUACAUAUGGGUUCUAAUAAAUUGAGUUCCGAUAUACCAACAAGCUUAGGGAAUCUUAAAGAUUUAGUGGUUCUUGACUUAUCGUCAAACAACAUGGUUGGCUCUUUACCUUCAGAAAUUGGAAAUCUAAAGGCUGCAAACCAUAUAGAUCUGUCGAUGAAUCAAUUAUCAAAUGGAAUUCCCAGAGAAAUUGGAGGAUUGCAGAAUUUGGUGCACCUUUCUUUGAGACACAACAAGUUGCAAGGAUAUAUACCUAACUCAAUGAGCAACAUGGUAGGCUUGGAAUUCCUAGACAUUUCUCAUAAUAAUAUAUCAGGAACCAUUGCUAUGUCUAUGGAGAAACUUCAAUACCUCAAGUAUUUCAAUGUUUCUAACAACAAAUUGUAUGGUGAAAUACCCUCGGGGGGUCCUUUCAAGAACCUCUCGAGUCUGUUUUUCAUCAACAAUGAAGCACUGUGUGGUUCUUCAAGAUUUAGUAUCCCUCCAUGCCCCACUUCAUCAAAGCACAGAUCAAAUAAGAAAAAAAUGCUAGUUCUAUUUCUUUUGCUAGGAAUACAACUUGUAUUUGUUCCUAUCGCCUUUCUGUUCCUAUGGAUAUGGUAUAGAAGAGGUAAAAGAGCUCCUCAACAAGCUGAUUCAUUGUCUAUCGCAACAACAGAAAGAAUUUCAUACUAUGAACUACUCCAAGCAACUGAUUCGCUUAGUGAGACUAAUCUGAUUGGUUCUGGAAGUUUUGGCUCUGUCUACAAAGGCGUUCUCAGAAGUGGAACUACCAUUGCAGUUAAAGUGUUCAAUCUGCAGCUGAAAGCAGCAUUCAAGAGUUUUGAUACAGAAUGUGAAGUUUUGCGUAGCCUUCGCCACAGGAAUCUGGUGAAAGUCAUCACUAGUUGCUCCAACCUUGAUUUUAAGGCUUUAGUGCUCGAGUAUAUGCCUAAUGGAAGUCUUGACAAGUAUUUGUAUUCACACAACUACUUCCUAGACAUCAGGCAGAGACUAAGUAUUAUGAUAGAUGUGGCAUGUGCGUUGGAAUAUUUCCAUCAUGGAUGCUCCUCUCCCGUGAUUCAUUGUGAUAUAAAGCCUAGUAACGUCUUGUUGGAUGAGGAUAUGGUUGCCUACCUAAGUGACUUUAGUAUUUCAAAACUGCUUGGUGAAGAUGAGAGUGAUUUAUACACAAAAACCUUAGCAACAUUUGGUUAUAUUGCACCGGAGUAUGGACUGGAUGGACUGGUGUCAGUAAAAUGUGAUGUCUAUAGUUACGGGAUCAUGUUGCUGGAAACGUUUACUAGGAGAAAGCCUAAUGAAUUUGAGGGAGAUCUUAGCUUGAAGCAAUGGGUGAGUUAUUCACUCCCAGAGGUAGUAAUGGACGUUGUGGAUUCCAACUUGGUUAUACCAACGGAUAAUCGCUUACGGAAGGAGUUAGAUAUCGUGGCAUCAAUCCUGAAAGUAGCAUUAGAUUGUUGUGUUGAAUCUCCGACAAGAAGGACAAACAUGAAAGAUGUUGUAGGGAUGCUAGAGAAGAUCAAGAUUCAACUUCUUGCAUGCUGA